Molecule: messenger RNA, 1374 nt
Organism: Pseudopipra pipra
Lineage: Eukaryota; Metazoa; Chordata; Aves; Passeriformes; Pipridae
Product: POTE ankyrin domain family member B-like
Exons: 9
Coding region: 1-1005 (334 amino acids)
Molecular function (GO): protein binding
Source: RefSeq, a predicted model, not a curated record
AUGGCGGCGCCGGAAGUGAACACCGAGACAGGGGCGCGCACGCCGCGCCGCUCUGCCCACACCAACUCUAUGGGGGGCGAUGCUCCUCCUCUUCCUCCUCCUUUGCCUCUGCCCGCUCCUCCUCCCCCCGCUCCAUCCCCCGAGCCGGGAGCUCGAGGAUUUCUCCUUCCCAAAGCUUGGCCAGAUGAAGGAGGCUGUGAGGAAGAGGAAGAUGCCAUGGGCCCCCUGGGCAGGACACCUCUACAUCUGGCUUCGGCCAAUGGCCAUGCAGAUGUCGUCAGAUAUCUGCUAAGAAAGAACAGCCAGCCCAACCUCGCUGAUAACUUCAAGAGAACUGCCCUGAUGAAGGCAGUGCAGCAGGAGCAGGAAGAAUGUGUUGCUGUUCUGCUGGAACACGGUGCUGACCCCAAUCUGGCAGAUGCUGACGGCAACACUGCCCUUCACCUGGCUGUCCUCUCUAAAAACACAGCUGUAGCAGGGCUGUUACUGGAGCAUCAUGCCAAGAGUGAUGCUCAGAACCAGUGGGGAUUUACCCCCUUCAAACUUGCAGCCUUGCAACAGCAUGAGGAGAUUCUGGAGUGCCUUGUGAACAAAGCAGCUGACAGGCCUGCUCAAGCCCAGGGGGAAAGGAGUGCUCUUGUGGUUCCUGGAAGCCAUGAGGCUCACCUGGAGGAAGAUAAUCUGCGCUUGCAGGAGGAGCUGGACAGGGCUGACGCGGAGCUGCAGGAGGAGGAAGAAAAGCAUCUUCAGUCUGAGCAUUGUGUUCCUGACUUGAAGACUGCCAUGGAUGACAAGGAAAGAGAGGCAGUAACUUCUUCCCAGAAACUGCAGGACCUCCUGUUGGCAUCUUGUGAGACCAAUCCGACUGUAAACCAACUGGAAGAAGACACGCAAGACUUUGCCAGUGAGAACAGCAGAUUGGAAGGCACUGUCCAGCAGCCAAGCGAGAGCGUUGAAGCCCUUCCGAGAGCCCUGCAAGCCUCUGCCUCAGUAAGCUGGUGCUAAAUUUGCCUUUUUGUGACUCUUGAGCCUAGUUGCCUAUUUCUGUGGGGCAAUUGUCAGAUGAAGUUUUCCUGGAGAGCCUGGGGAGCUCAGUUUCUGCCUUCUCCUCAGCAGAGGCUGCUCAGAAAGCAGCCUGGUCCUUUCCCCAGCUGCUACAAAAGCCCUGAGGGUAUUUGGUGUGCUGGACACUGGAGGAAUUCUUAGAUUCUAAAUGAGGAGUUUCAUCAUGAGCUCCAAGGGACCCAGAAGUAUUGUUGCCAGAAGUGUCUCCCAAAUUCUUAAGUAGGUGUAAAGUUUCUUCUUUCUGUCGGGGAAUCUUUCAAGUGUUUUCUAGGCUGGUUUCCAGUAGAUGAUAAAUACAGUUGCCAUGGC